AUGUCCUUUCGAAGCCUAGCUCCGAACAGUCGAUCGCCUUCGAGUCUUGGUUUGGCUCAAUUCGAAGGCAACGGGACUCCUGAUAGAAGAGAUAUCAUUCUCAAAAGACAUUUUCAAGCCGUUUUGGAGAAUCUGGUCCCGUCCACUGCCGCCGCCCAAUUUCGACUCUCGCACAGCCCGUUCCUGAAUCCCCAGCAAGGCUCUACCAUCACCGAGUCUUCUCUGGUCUACGCCUGUCCUCCCCCUUCCGAGCCAGUAUGCGAUGGCAAUACGGUGGCAGCUGUUCAGAGUGCAACCGGUUCUAGAGCGGCAGUAUUCGGGGCGACGCUUCUCGUUCUUUGCCCCGACUUCUUCGGAAACAAGCCUAACCUCGAUAGUGCUGUUCAAUUGUGGAAGACGGAGCAUACCCUGGGCGACAAUCUGUCGCGCGGCUUUGCACUCGUGCAUGAAGUUCAGCAUAUGAUCCAGGCAACCGAGUCAGAAGAGGAACGAUGCGACGACUUGCAGGACCCGUUUGAGGAUAACAAGGACUGUUAUUCGGCUAGCUGCACGGAACCAUUGUCCUCCGAGGUUCCUGUGACUCCUACCAGCAACGUUACUACACCAGGCGGGGUUUCUACAGAGCCGCUUACAUCAGGUAGCCCUAUUACCACUUCGUUCAUCGAGACCGCGACCACGUCAUCGGCAGCACCAACUACGACCGUCAGCGGUGGUGCCACAGUGGUAGUGUCUGUUGGCGCAGUUGUUGUUGGCGGACCGGGAGGCGGAUUCAUCUCUGUUGGUGGAGCCUUGAUCCCCGUUGCUGCCGGUGCUGUCGUAACGGCCAAACCUGAGGACGAACAGAAGCCAACAGACCCGGAUGACAAGUCGAAAGAGCCUACGUCCACUCCAACCCCGACCUCAACCUCUACUGAGUCAGAGUCAUGCAGCGCACCAACUACAACAGCGACGUAUGGUUCAGAAGGAAAUGCAGUUUGUAGGGAUUUGUCUGGCAUGAGUAAUGAACAGCUUUUGCAACUCAUCCCACAGUAUGGCCAAGUCAACUCUUCUGCUGAGCCUGCACCAACCUCUACACCAGGCGCUUCUAAUACUACCGCCAUCAUCUCUGGUACGCCUUCACCUUCGACUUUCUUGACGACACUAUCUCCCAAGCCAGAAGUUCCGACAUCCACUGUAAACACUACCUCAAUCCUGGUGACAAUUCCAGCCCCCAAUGGCUCAAGUACGCUGGUGACUGUACCAAGUAUACAGACACAUGUUCCCUUUAUCGGUGAUACCACCAACUGCAACCUAACAGACAAUGCGGUGCCCGAAUGUCAGAACUUGGUCAACGGGAAGAGGGCUUGUCUCUACUCUCAGUAA
Messenger RNA from Fusarium odoratissimum NRRL 54006, 1362 nucleotides. RefSeq lists its product as uncharacterized. The record is from RefSeq and is a predicted model, not a curated record. Gene Ontology annotation, molecular function: metallopeptidase activity. The transcript has 3 exons. Bases 1 to 1362 code for a protein of 453 amino acids. Lineage: Eukaryota; Fungi; Ascomycota; Sordariomycetes; Hypocreales; Nectriaceae.